AUGGCCGGAGGCCCGGGAACGACGAACAACUCCGACAACUCCAACGAAAGGGAAUCCAGAUUCUCUGUCCCGCAAUGGGCCAGACCCGGUGACGGCCCGAGCGAACGCAUAGGUUGGCGCACCCUGCUGCGACGGCGACGGCUGUUAUGGGCUGUAGUGGCCGUGGUGGUGCUGGUCGCGGUUUGGAACAACUAUCCAUUCAUUCCAAACCUGUGGACACUGCUUUUCAGCCAGCCCUCCGGCGUGGCAUCGGCCGAAUCGGGACCCGGUCAGUGGGCGAUGCGUGGGGGCAGCCCCCAGGGUACCAACUUCUCCCCGUUCACAUUCGUCCCCGAAGGUAUUGUCGAACGCGCAAUAGAAGUGGACACGGGAAUCCGCUCAUCGCCGGUGGCGGCUGAUGGCGUCGUCUACAUCGGUGGGCAGUCGAGGAUGCUGGCCAUCGAUGCGGACACCGGGCAGCAGAUAUGGGAACAGCCGGUUAGCGGCCCUGCCCAUGGCGUCCCUGCCUUGGCGGACGGAUCGUUGUUCCUGGGAACGCUGAACAAGCGCGUGAUAGCCCUUGAUGCCCGCUCCGGUCGAAGGCUCUGGGAAUAUGUGGGUGAUUCACCCUUUCCGGGAACCGUUGCGGUCCAGGACGGCAUCGUCUACGCGGGCUCGCGGGGGGGCGAUGUCCACGCCAUUGACGCCUCGUCCGGGGAUCAGUUGUGGAAGGUGGGGCUGAAGAGCGCCGCGGUCGCCCCUGUGGCCGUACACGACGGGAAAAUGUUUGCCGCCUCCAGUGCGGGAAUCCUCUUCAUACGGCAUUCCGGCACAGGCGACAAGCGUGCCCGAAUCCGCACUAAUUCGGCGCUAGUUAGUCCCCCCACUGUGGCCGACGGACGCGUCUACCUGCUGUUGGACGGCAGCCUCUUGGCCUUCGAUUCCAAUAUUCGCGAACUGCCAGGGCGGUAUGCGUCCGAACUCAUUUGGGCCCAGCUAUGGGUGUGGGGGUUUCCUCUGCCCUCCCCGGCUGAACAUUCCGGGUUGCUAUGGCGUCUGCAACCGGGGAACGACGUGGGAGCUUUCCUGCAUACACCCGCUGUCACCGGGGAGGCCUUGUACCUGGGGACCGGUGCAGGCGAAGUGGUGGCCCUGGACCCGGAGAACGGAGACAUUCUGUGGCAGCUAUCCUUGGGCGAACCCAUUGCAGCCCCUGUCAUCGCAGCGGGGAACGUGUUGCUGGUUGCCCAGGAAAACGGCGCCAUCCGGGCGAUAGAUCGCUACAGCCAGGAGGAACUGUGGAAGGUCUCUCUGGAAUCUCCCGUGGCCGGGCCGCUGGGUUAUGCUGAAGGAAGGGUCUUCGCCCACACCCAGGACGGCAAGAUGUACGUAAUUCGAUAG
Molecule: messenger RNA, 1380 nt
Organism: Geodia barretti
Lineage: Eukaryota; Metazoa; Porifera; Demospongiae; Tetractinellida; Geodiidae
Source: the annotation of a GenBank genome assembly